AUGUCCAUUCAAGCAGCCGCGCAGGCCCUGGGGUCGCUGUCUCUCUCCUCCCAUCAACUAUCGGCCUCGUCCAGCAGAGUGUCGCUUGGAGACUCACUUAGGGUUUCGAGCUUCCGCGGCUGCCGGCUCGCUGCCGCUACUCGGCCAUCUGCUGUCGCCGCCGCCAGCAGGACUCUCGUUGUCGCUGCUGCCGUCACCACUCCCGCCGUCGCUGCCGCCGCCGGCAAGGGCAAGCCGAAGAAGAAGGUGGACUCGGCCGUGAAGCGCGCCAAGCAGGCGGAGGCGCGGCGGGUGUAUAACAAGUCGCGCAAGACGGAGAUGAGCACGCGCAUGAAGAAGGCGUUCCUUGCCCUGGAGGAGCUGCGCAAGAGUGCAUCCCCAUCGGAGGAGCAGCUGCUGGCGGCAGAGAAGCUCAUCUCAGAGGCAUUCUCCAUCAUUGAUCGGUCGGUGAAGGUCAACGCCAUCCACGAGAACAAGGGCGCACGCCGCAAGGCCCGGCUCUCCAGGGCCAAGCGCGCUACGCUGGUUUCUCUUGGCUGGUACACUCCCGAGCCUGCUGCUGCCUAG
Closterium sp. Yama58-4 is the source of this 567-nucleotide messenger RNA. The record is from the annotation of a GenBank genome assembly. Lineage: Eukaryota; Viridiplantae; Streptophyta; Zygnematophyceae; Desmidiales; Closteriaceae.